Molecule: messenger RNA, 1960 nt
Organism: Oncorhynchus kisutch (coho salmon)
Lineage: Eukaryota; Metazoa; Chordata; Actinopteri; Salmoniformes; Salmonidae
Product: E3 ubiquitin-protein ligase Hakai-like
Exons: 5
Coding region: 91-1653 (520 amino acids)
Biological process (GO): regulation of cell adhesion; protein ubiquitination
Molecular function (GO): ubiquitin protein ligase activity
Source: RefSeq, a predicted model, not a curated record
UUUGGCUGUGGUGCUGGUGACAUCCCCUCAGUGGUUGAACUCAACUCCUCCCCUUUUAUUAUACUUUCCCAUACUGCAUUGCGGUGAAUUAUGGACCAAAUUGACAAUGACCUGCAAGGCACGGACGGCUCGGGGAGUCUUGGGGGCCCUGAUGUCCGCAGACGCAUCCCCAUCAAACUCAUCUCCAAACCAACCAUCAGGAGCAAACCUGCUCCCCGGACACAAAGACCCAUGGGCAGGCAGCCCUCCAAACCCCAGGCCGGGGAUGAAGAGAGUUUUAGCUUCAAGCAAGAGGAGAGGUUCGACUGUGGUACCAAGGCUGGGGAUGUGUUUGCAAGUCAACGGAAGUUCCCCCAGCAAAUGUUUUGGGACUUUAAGGUAGUGUUUCAAUUUCUAUUGUGGUGGUGGGGGGGAUGCAGGAAUGCAUUCCACCUACAUCAUUACUGUGUCAUAGACCUCUUGGUCUUUUCCCCACAGUUGAAUUUGAUAGGUGAAAAGGAUGACAUUCCAGCACACUUUUGUGACAAGUGUGGUCUGCCCAUAAGGAUCUAUGGACGCAUGAUUCCAUGCAAACAUGUAUUCUGUUAUGAGUGUGCGUUGCUCCACGAGAAGAAGGGAGACAAGAUGUGCCCAGGUAUGCAGCUCUUCAGCUGCACAGAUCCGGUCCAGCGCAUCGAACAGUGUCUGCGGGGCUCCCUCUACAUGUGCAGCAUUGUGAAGGGCUGCAAGCGCACCUACCUUUCCCAGCGUGACCUGCAAGCCCACAUCAACCACCGCCACAUGAGGGCAGCCAAGGCUUUGGCAAGCCGCCAGGAUGCCCUGCACCUUCCCCCAUCCACAGAGGUUCCUGACCGCUUCCGCGUGCCCCCGCCUCACCUGCCCAAGACCCAAGGGCACCUCCCGCCCCCUCUCCAACACGGGGGUCAUGACCCCUACGGUCAGCCACCACCGGCUUCCCAUGAUGCACCUCCUCUUUCCCAGGAGACCUUCCGCAUUGCCACAGUAACUACACGCGCACGCAGCAACCUCAUCACCGUGCCAAUCCAGGAUGACUCCGCUUCUUCCUCCACCUCUUCCUCCCGUGACCCUCUCCCUCCUGGCCCGGGCCCUGCUCCACCCCCACACCACCAUCCUGGGGACUACCCUGGUCAGCCUGUAGUGUCCCAUCCCCACCACAUGAUGGCACCACCACAACAGCACUAUGGCCCUCCCCCUCCUCCCCCUCCACCCAUCAACCACCCCAUGCAGCACCCGCCCCAGGGCUCUGGGACACCCCACAUGGUGUACAACCAGGCCGGCCCUCCCCCGCCUAUGUCCAACGCACCCCCUCCCAUUACCCCCCCGCCAGGGCACAUCAUGGGUCAGAUGCCCCCCUACAUGAACCACCCUCCUCCAGGCCCCCCACCUCAACACGGUGGUCCUCCAGUCAACGCCCCCCCUCCCCACCACUACAACCCUAACUCCAUGCAGCAAUUCCCUGAGGACCAGGGCACACUCAGUCCCCCUUUUAACCAGCAAGGGGGUCUGAGCCCUGGGAUGUGGCCUGCCCCUAGAGGGCCUCCUCCUCCAAGGAUGCAGGGCCCCCCACCUCAGGGCCAGAUGCCUGGACCCCAUCACCCCGAUCAGUCCCGCUACCGCCCUUAUUAUCAGUAAACUCUCAACUCCCCACAAAGUCAGGGGCAUUGUUUGACUUGUCCCUUUUCCUCUCCACUGGUUUGAAUAAUGUGAACAUGAGUCUCUGGGUUCUGUAUGACUGUCAUUUCUAUGGAAACACUUUAAAGAGACUAGUAUAUGGUGAAUGUAUGUAUGUAGCUGUUCACUUUUAUUGAUAUGAACCUUUUGGACUGUCAAAUGAGCAACGAUACAUUUUAAUUGCUCCUGUAUUUGUCUCCAAUGGACAUUGUUGUAUCUUGAAAAAUUUUGGUUUGAUGACGUCUCAAUAAAUAUUUUCUAACAAAGC